AUUCUACUGUGCCACACCGAGUGUAAUGAAAAAAACAAAGAACAAAUUCAAGAAUGAAAACGAUGACGAAGUCAUUCAGCACUUAAAUUGGGUCAAAAUCUUUGAAUCAAAUUAGAAAUUGUACACGUUCAAUGAUCGCGCAUGUGGCAAAUGAUGAGUGAGCGCGAGCUCGCAUAUAUUAUUCGUUUUUAUUCAUCAAACACCAGUUCAUGUCAUCGUUGACAUUGCACUCGCCUCGAAUAUAUAUUCCGUCAGUGCGAUGCAUGACAAAUUUUUCUCCGAGACUUUUUUUUUCUUCUUCCAUUUGAGAUGCAUGGAAUAGUUGUAAUGCGUAAGCUGUGCGCCUCUUUAAUUAAAUGUCAUUUCGAGCGACGCGUGUUUUGAAUUCGUAAGUACCAUUGAAUCAGUUUAGCUUCAUUUCAAAAUGCAUUUAAAUGAAAUUCCGUCAAAUGAAAAUAAGUAUACAAGUCAAGUGUGCGUCAUUCAAUUCUCGGAACUGAGAAAAAAAGUUCCGAUUUCGAACGGUUGUAGCGAUCGAUUUUAAAACGCUUCUAAUUUUCACACAAUAAACACAUGUUCAAUAGCAGAUUAGUUGUAUUUCUCUUUCUCUUUCUAAUUCUCUUUCAUUCAAAAGCCCUUUUUUCCAUUCGUUACAGCGUCGCGUAUGUGUUUUCAUAAUCUCUAUUUGAUUUAAAUGUUUACGCGCUAAGGCUAAGUACUCGUUUGUUUUGGUUUCAGAUUCAUGAUUUAUGACUUUCCUAAGUGAACUUUUUACUUCAAUGAUCCAUCCAUUCACUUGGAUUGUUGCCCGACUAUGCUGUAUGAAAGCAUGUAUUAUUUCAUAAGAGUUCACAUUUUCUGCAUACAAAUUGUAUGUUUGUGUUUAUGAUUCGAGUUUUGUUUUGUUGCUUUCAAACAAGAAGAUUGGCUUUUCUCUCUCUCUCUCUCUCUCUCUCUCUCUCUCUCUCUCUCUUCAACGUGUAACAGUUUCGUUUUCAACAUAUAAAUCGUUUUUCACAUAAAGUGUCGGUUUCUCCUCCAAAAAUGGUACAGUUUGAAUAGUAGCAAAAUGUCUCGGAAAUUACACCAUUUUGAAAUUUUGACAGUCAAAUAAUCGAUGUUGCCUCGCCGAAUGAUUCAUUAUUGCUGUGGAUAGAUAGAACUCUGUUUUUGUAAAUGAUCCACUCUCUAUCGCUUGAUAAUUUGUUAUUAUCUAUUAAAUAUCGUGAAUAUAUUCACGUUCCAUUCCAUGGUUUGUAUCACUUCGUCGCAAUAUGACACACAAUUUCCGAAAAAACAGAAAAAUUUCCAAUUCCGCCCCUUUGAAGAGUAUUAAAAAUUCAAUCAGUUACACUCCGACUGCUGACAUGGAUAUUUCGUAUACUUUGUUCUUAUUGUUCCUAUUGGAAUGGCCAUUGGCAAAUGGUGUUGUGAAAACUUGGAUUAAAGAUCGAAGCCAACCUUGGAGCAACAGUGAUGCGGGCCAAAAUGAAUGCAGCAAGUCAAAAGCGAUAUUCAAAAAAGAGCUCGAAGGAUUUCUCUAUAUGGACAGUCAACAGCAUCAAUUGCAAGAGGUCAUUUUGCCAUCGGAUGGCGCAAUUGUGUUGCCAGCUCAAUCGAAUAUUCAUUUUUCCAAUACAAAGAAAUGUGAAUCGGAUAACGAGGAGGCGAAUAUGUUGGGUAAAUCAAAACGAUUAUGGUUUUCAACGUCCAGUUGGCAAACUGAAGGUGAAGGUGUAAAUGUUGCAAAGCCGGACGUUUACAAGAUCCCGUGUGAGUGUGAUAUUGUGGAAUUUCCGAGUGAAAAUAUUUAUGCCGUUGAUUUGCAAUAUGUUGACGAAAUUGUGACCCAAAAAAUACUAAUCAAUGAUCGAACCGAUAACAUUGAACAAUUCCUCGAAACAACGCUCGGACAGAAAAUGUUUUUGAAUUCCGAAGCCGUUCAUUUCUCCGAAGGUUUUUGCACACCACAAAAGUAUUGUGGAUGUCAUAAACCAAUUCGCUUCCGGAAAUACACCGAAUUGGUGUGUGAAGAAGAGUCAAAAUACUGCAAAGAACCGCAUUGCAUUGAUCCAAUCAAACCGGAGGGUCAUUGUUGCCCGAUCUGCGGUGCAAUCUUAAACUUCAAAGUUGACGACACUUGCGAUUUUAAUAUGACUAGCAUGAGCGAAGUUGGGCGGAAAUUGACACGUUUUCGUAAUAGAAAAUAUGCGGAUCGGCUGCAUUACUAUGCGGGAAUGAUACCGGGCAAAACGAGAGACGAGAAUUUUGUGCAAUUAGUCGUAGCUGAAGUGGAUGAUUAUACGGGCAUUAGCGUUGAAUUCAUGGAUUACCUGACGAAGGAUCCACGGUUUCAAGUGGACAAAUACCGUCACCGAGUAUCAUCUGGAGACCGAUAUGUACGAGGCGAAUCAUCAGCGUUCCUAAUCAUGUUCUGGUCGCUUUUAUUCGUUUUAUCCGUUUACUCUGUGCUAUAUGUACACUAUGUCCGUGAGCCAAAAUACGAAACUUGGGUACCAAUAAGUCGAUUGAAUUUGCUACGUCGUUCGGUAGCAUUUGCAAGGUUCGAAAAUCGUCAUAAUGAAGACGACAAUGGCACAAUUGAUGUUCGUAUGCGAUACGAGAGUGGCGAUGAUGCGGAUGAAAAACCAGUAAAUGAUUUCAAUAAUCCCAUGUAUGAGCAGGUGACAUUAGGUAGUGUCGAAACGGAAAUGUUGCAACCGGCCACUACAUCAACGUCUCCAUCGGCCGAUGAAGCGGGCACACUAAGCACCGACAUUAAGCUAGUGAACAUCAGUUUGAAUGCAAUCGACGAGUAAAAUCGCAAAACAUGUAGCAAAAAUCCAAAUUAUAUACCAUUUGUAAUUAACAAUAAAGCUGUUCAGCCAUUAACCAAGGCAUUCGCUAUGGUUUUGAUUCCC
Molecule: messenger RNA, 2921 nt
Organism: Sitodiplosis mosellana (orange wheat blossom midge)
Lineage: Eukaryota; Metazoa; Arthropoda; Insecta; Diptera; Cecidomyiidae
Gene: Amnionless
Product: protein amnionless
Exons: 2
Coding region: 1275-2819 (514 amino acids)
Biological process (GO): receptor-mediated endocytosis; intracellular protein localization
Cellular component (GO): endocytic vesicle; apical plasma membrane
Source: RefSeq, a predicted model, not a curated record